AUGCACAGUCGCGCUGUCAAGGAUGGAAAUACUGGCGUUGUUAGUCCAUCAUUUGUGGAACAAAGGGAGCCUGAUAGGAAGCGCAAAGUGGCGAGCGCGUACAAUGCUUUCUCGCAAGCAAACACGGAUAUAAUCGAUAUGAUAAACUUCGGGGGAGCGCACUGGCUGGAGAAUACCAUCAAGGAGGUUGUAGAGCCGCUGCUACCGAUGAACGCCGAGCUUAACUACUGCAAGUUUACCUCGUGUCUUCAAGAAGACAGCGACAACUGUGGACUGUGGUGCUUGAUCGUACUGGAGCUGACACUUGCUCGUACUCCGUGGCACAAGGGCCUUUACAAGCUGAUGCCGUAUCUUCGCCUUCGAUACUUGGGUAUGUGCACGAACUACAUCGACCAAAACCGCGAUGGAAGAUAA
This is a messenger RNA of Phytophthora infestans T30-4, 414 nucleotides long. RefSeq lists its product as uncharacterized. Bases 1 to 414 code for a protein of 137 amino acids. The transcript has 2 exons. Lineage: Eukaryota; Oomycota; Peronosporomycetes; Peronosporales; Peronosporaceae. The record is from RefSeq and is a predicted model, not a curated record.